GAGGCUACCCAGGGCACGAGGAGGAGUGCCCAGAGGUGGUCUGCGAGUGCCCAGAGGUGGUCUGCCCCAGACCCGAGUGCCCCGAGACUGAUUGUCCGAUCGUGGAGUGCCCGUCGGUCCCCGACAUCAGGGAGGUGUACCCCUUGCUGGAGGACGGCAUCUUCGCCAUCCUCUUCCUGCCGCUGCUGGUUGCCUCAGUCGCGGGAGUGUUGCUCGGGUGGUGGUGUGCCCGGAGGACGCGUGGCCAGAGAGGAACGAACGACCAGCACACCAGCUCGACCGAGCUGGACGAGAGGCGGCGGCGGCUCGCCGCUGAGCAGGACUUGUAUCACGAGACGCUGAUCACAGGGGUCAGCCCAGAAGAUCCCACUGAGGUCACCCUGUACACCGCCGACCAGGAUCACUAUCAGUUCAAUAUUGCGCCUGGGGAUGACAUCGAAGCGGUGUAUUGGAUCGGGCUGCCCGGAGGCCGCCCCGCCCAUGUGCCAGAGAAUCAGAUCUAUCGUUUCCGACACAACGUGCAGCCCAAUGAGCGCCAGAGGCUCUUCGCAGAGGCGCAGGGCAUGCUGGGGGCAGCACCAGCCCCUCCGCCCGCCCCGCUGGCGGCCCCGAUGCGGAACGUGCAGCGGCAGGGCUUAGGCCGGCCCGCCGGGGCGGCCGCCAGACGCGCCGAGCCAGGCCGCGUGUGGGUCUUCGCCGAGGACCACGGCCGCCACCAGAAGGGCGAUGGCGUGGAGGAGCUCCCCGCGGGAUCGGUGGUCCUGGGCGAGAGGGCGGUCGCCCCCAUGGCGGACGGCAGCACGGCGUUCUUGCAGAUGAUCCCCCAGGACGGCAUCGAUGAGUUCAAGAUGGACGACCUCCGGGUGAUGCCCGUGAAGUUCGAUGGCAUGGGGAGGCGCAGGAGGCUCUUCCAGGAUGGCGUCGCCAGCUUCGUGCCCGACGAGCCCGAGGGAGGCUUAGGGCUGGAGGGCCCCGGCACAGUGUCCUGGAGGUGCCAGACCUAUGUCGAGAGGUCCCAGACGCCCGUGUCUCAGCAUGCGUCGUGGAGGGCGACAUCGGGAGUGUCGAGCGGGGACCGCAGCGUCUUCGAGCAUGAGGUGCUCUCCGAGCAACACGUGGCGACCGCCCUCCGCGAUGAGCACCAGGUGGCCAAGGAGCAGAGGAAGGCUCGAGAGGAGCGCCGCCUGGGCCGCCAGAAUCACAAGAACAACAAGGACAAGACCUCAGAGGGACAGCGGUGA
Messenger RNA from Prorocentrum cordatum, 1241 nucleotides. Lineage: Eukaryota; Dinophyceae; Prorocentrales; Prorocentraceae. The record is from the annotation of a GenBank genome assembly.